AGUUUACUUGCAUUUCUUUUCCUACAAAACUUCUGCAAGAAGCUUUACUGUGCAUUUCCUAUUCGUGAACUGCGGUAUCAACUGGGGAUCCCUACAUCAAGUCUUUCGAAAUCGAAAUCAGGUAAUGUACACGAACUUCUGAUUUUAAGAUAAUCCAAGUGUCACUCUCCUUUCUCCCUUUCUGUGAUUGAUUUAGAGUCCUUUGAAGGAAGUUAGGGUUAGAGGCGAGAAGGAUUUUGAAUGUUCAACAACAAAAAAGGGGGUUUUUUUUUUUAAAAAAAGAUCCUGACUUAUUCCUCCCCCCUACUUCGUGCAGAGUUUGAGAAAAUGUCGUCAGAAAGAACACAAAGUAUAGUAGGCAGUGAGGUGAUGCCCCUGAACUAUGGGAGCAUGGACUCAGAGAGUAGUCCAUCUCCAACUAGUUCGGAGAAAACGGUGGAGGGGGCGAGAGGAGAUGAGGUGGUGGAGGUUGGGGGGAAUGAGGUGGCAGAGGUUGGGAGGAAUGAGGUGAUGGGGGUUGGGGUAGAUAGCAUACCCAUCACCGUAGUAGAAGUAGAGGGUAGAGGAGAGAGGGAUUAUGAUGUGAAUGCAGAGGUAGUGGAUGAGGUGAAACAGUACAGAUCUGAACUAAGGACCAGGGAUAGCCUGGGUCACUUAGUAGAAAAUUACGAUAUCUCAUCUCGAGUGUUAGUUAGGCCAGCUGGGGUAGAGGAGAGGGCGUGCUCUGCUCCUCGGGAUCACUGGAUGCCUGUGUAUUCCCACUAUUUGAUAGCGGGACUCAGGUUUCCACUUCUUGAGUUGCUAGUGGGGUUACUGUUAGAUUACAACAUAGGGUUGACACAAUUGGUCCCCAACGCAAUGAGGGGGGGUAGUAGGAGAGAUAAGGAGUGGUAUUAUUUCACCCCUAGGGUAGUUAAUAAAGAGAGUAGGUCAUUGUUUACAGCGGGUCCUUCAUCCAUUAAGGGAUGGAAGGAAAAAUUCUUCUUUGUAGAUGAUACGGAGUGGGGGAAAGGGGAUGCCGAGGUGAGGGAGUUAGCCUCCUGGAAGGCCAAAAAGGCUAACCAGAAUAUGUUUAGCUUAAAUGAGGAUGAGGAAGAAGAAGUGGGGAGGUUGGUGAGGGAGAGGGGGAAUUUAUUAAACAUUUUGGACCUCACUAGCGCACAAUGCAUAGAAGCUGCUGAGCUCUAUGGGCCAAGCGCUUUGAGUGAAGCUGAGAUGGACCAGUUUCUGAACACUGCUAGAGGAGCGGCCAUCCCCAAGAAGCCAAGGAAGAAGUCAAGGACUUCAACCAAACAAGUGGAUGAGGGGAGGGCCAGGAAAGAGGUAGGGCCUACGGCUUCAGUUGAGACGGAGGAGGAGGUGCCACAGCUGAAGAGGAAGGGCUGGGAGGAGAGGAGGGCACUGCAGAAGAAGCAGAAGGUGGUGGAGGAGGAGAGGGGGAAUGAGGUGCCUCUGUUCGUGCCUCAACCUCCUCUUGUUGAGCUGGACCCUGAGCUCAGACAGUUGGAGGAGGGGGCUGAGGUACGAGCUCCUGGUAAGGGAAAGGGCCCUAUUCCCCCACUGGGGCCUCAGAGCAGCCUGUUCGAGGCGAAGAACAUAACGGGGGCUAGGUGGUCUAUCAACAACACCUUCCCCGAAGUGGACCAAAGCAACGCGCGGGAGGAAGCUCUGAGGUAUGGUGGAGCGUCCGUGGUGAAGCACGUUCUAGAGAGCGCGAGCUGGGUGAAUGGUCUAGCCCAGGAAUUCAGGGAGAGCCUGAAGGAUCGCGCACUCUUGCAACGGCAGCGAGACCAGCUGCAGAAGGAGAAGGAAGAGUUGGAGAAGAAAAAUAAGGAGCUGCAAGAGUCGUUGAACGAGGAGAGCAAACGAAGGAUCGCUGAAAGCGAGCGUGAGGCUCAGGCGCAAGAAAUGAAGCUGAUGACAGAGGCGUUCAAGGAGUUGAAGGGGAACAUGCAGAAGUUGGUGCAUAAUGGGAUGAAGGAGCACAUCAGCAACUUCAUCAGUUCCAGCUCGUUUGAUAGCAUCGUCAACCUAUACCGGCUGCCCACUGCCAUCAUUGCUUUCACAGACUGCAGAAAGAAGGUGAAGGUUGCAUAUCCCGAAGUGGAUGUGACAAAGAUCACCUUCGGUGAGCAAGAAGGAGGAGUGGAGGAGGAUGGCGAGAGCAUGUCAGCAGACUUCCGUCCUCAGAUUAAGCUGAGGUGGGAGGAUGAUGUAAACGGUCUUGCUAUUUUUCCUCCGCAGUUUGACUUCGAAUUCGUUGCAAUGGAAGAAGAAGGGGCAGAGGUAGGGGAGGACGAGAUGGAGGCAGGAGUGGGGGGAACUGAAGUGGGUGAGGUCCAACUAGUUCCAGAAGUGGAGAUUCAUCCAGUUCCUUCUGACGAUGAGCAGCCUCCUCUGCCGGACGAGCAGCAGCCAACUCAGCCACCUCCUCCAGCUGAGCAGUAGUCAGUGGAGCCACCUCUCCCAUCAGGGAAAUAAUUUUGUUUUUUGAUUUUUUGUAAAGACAGUUAAACAGUUUGUAAUAUUUAUGUUAUUGUGAAUGAAAGUUUAUUUUUGAAAUAACUUGUGUAUUUGUGUUUGUCUUUUUGUUGAUAGAGGAACUGAGACAACUUUAAAAAGGAAAGUUAAUAAAAAGAAGUUAAUCAC
Messenger RNA from Rubroshorea leprosula, 2649 nucleotides. The record is from the annotation of a GenBank genome assembly. Lineage: Eukaryota; Viridiplantae; Streptophyta; Magnoliopsida; Malvales; Dipterocarpaceae.